Messenger RNA from Rhagoletis pomonella (apple maggot), 1028 nucleotides. RefSeq lists its product as uncharacterized. NCBI's taxonomy places the organism in Eukaryota, Metazoa, Arthropoda, Insecta, Diptera, Tephritidae. Bases 41 to 877 code for a protein of 278 amino acids. The transcript has 6 exons. The record is from RefSeq and is a predicted model, not a curated record.
UACAAAAUUUUCAAGUGUGUUUUGAGCGCCAAGUGGCACAAUGGCGGAUGAUCCCAUCAGAUCACGUUUAUUCCAAUAUCGGCAGGACCGUUCAAGAUUCGCUCGCAUUGUCUAUACAUUGGCCUUCAUCUUCUUCGCUAUAUCAGUAAUACAAUGGAUCAUAAUGAUCGCCGUUGAUGGACUGCGGAACUUCAUUAUUGAUUUUUACUUUAUUUCUAUAAUAGCGCUGCUUAUCAGCAUGUUAAUGGUUACAGCUUUUGUAUUCUUCGAGAAUCUACGCUUUUCAGCGCCAUUAAAUUGGAUUAUCGCCAUUAUAAUAGUUAUCAUGAUGACAUGGGGUCUUUCACGCGCCAUAGUUGAACCGGAACUUUUGCUUUUCGCCGUUACUGUAAUAGUGGUACUAGUUUUGGCCCUGGUUUUUAUAUUAAUUGGAGUAUUCAUUAAUCACGAUUUUACAUUGGAUGUGGUGAUAAUGUUUGUGGCUGCGGUUAUAUUUUUUAUUACAUCAGUAUUCUUGGUGAUGCUGCAACUAUUGUCGGGCGUUAAGAUAGCCUUUUACUUAUAUUCGUUAUUCAUUAUAAUAACCGUACUAAUGUUCCUCAUGUACCACGCACAAACUAUAAAUGGCUAUCGAUAUGCUGAAAUGCGGAUCAAUGAUUAUUUGCUGGCCGCACUCAUUAUCUACCACGAUAUGGUGCUCUUGCUGAUCAUGUCUUUCUACUUGAUCGCCAAAAUAUUUGCUUUAGCAGGUGGCACGGGACUACUAAGUCUGAGAGGCGAUUCAUGGUGCGUAUUUUGCAUAUACAUAUCUGUGGAAAUGAAACCGAAUCUGAGCGAUCGGCUGACUACGGCGGCAGAGAGACUUAUCCACUUUUAGCAAGCGAAUAAUGGCUGCGCAAUUUUUCUUUUUAAACUAUGCGCAUAUGUAAAUCGUCGCUGUUUUGCUAUAUAAAUUGUAAUGUAAUUUGUACUUGCUAUAUGUUUGCUGUAUAUGUAUAUAGUCGGUGUAUAAAUAUACAUAAGUAUAU